AUGUCGAAUGCAACAAUCAGUGUGCUUGGUAGCGUCGGCCUCAUUGAGAUUAGUGGUGAUGUCUCUUCAUGGGACAUGUACUGCUUUGAUCUAGAAAUACCGACUCACCUUGAAAGGAUUGUUUUUCGUAUCAAGGACUCGGACAUCACAAAGUCACUACCAAGCCUGUCGGAUAUGAUCAAGAAUCGAUCGAUUCAAUCCACCAGUGACAAGAUCAAGAGUGAAGAUACUAACAAAGCUGAGAGACUCAUGACUGCGAGCGCAGUGGGAGAUGAUAUGAAGAUCAAGGUAGAUGAGAUAGAGCAAAUAAAAGUAGAGGUCGAGGAAGGCAAAGAACCCACUUCCAUGGAUUCCCCAGUUUACCCUUGCCGUCUACUUACUAGGCUUUAUGGAAAUCCAAACCAGGACCCGCUCGACCCAUUUCGGCCAUGGCACUAUUCAGUUCGACCUUUUUACCACUCGGAAAUAGCAGCAGAAGUGGCUAAAAAAAGGGCCCUCUAUCAGCAGAUCCGUGAUGAAAUGUACGAUGAACAUCAGAUUUUUUCCAAGGCACUGUUGUGA
This is a messenger RNA of Suillus subalutaceus, 561 nucleotides long. RefSeq lists its product as uncharacterized. The transcript has 4 exons. Lineage: Eukaryota; Fungi; Basidiomycota; Agaricomycetes; Boletales; Suillaceae. Bases 1 to 561 code for a protein of 186 amino acids. The record is from RefSeq and is a predicted model, not a curated record.